Messenger RNA from Panonychus citri (citrus red mite), 1360 nucleotides. RefSeq names its product transmembrane protein 222-like. The coding region runs from base 188 to 679 and encodes 163 amino acids. NCBI's taxonomy places the organism in Eukaryota, Metazoa, Arthropoda, Arachnida, Trombidiformes, Tetranychidae. The record is from RefSeq and is a predicted model, not a curated record. The transcript is spliced from 5 exons.
UUUACACUUUUGAUAAUUUCUUUGUAAACUCUUGAUUUCGUCUCAUCUUCUCGUCUUAAUUGUGCCAAUUUCUUUUAUUCAUUUCUAAUUAAACACUAAUUGAAUUUCUUUAUUCUACAUUGGUUAGUUUCUCUAAUUAAAAGUUUGAUUUGUUGUCUUGUGAUUAACUACUGGAUUAACAAUCAAAAUGUCGGUGGAUUUUGAAAGAAAUCGGUAUCCAUAUUGUAUUGUUUGGACGCCAAUACCAAUAAUAACAUGGUUUUUCCCUUUCAUUGGCCACAUGGGGAUCGCCACAAGUCAAGGAAUAAUUAAAGAUUUCUCGAUGUCUUAUACAAUUUCGACGGACAAAUUGGGCUUUGGUGAUCCAACCAGAUAUCUACAAUUAGAUCCUCACCAAGUGAAUGGUAAUAAAGAGGCCUGGGACGAAGCGACAGAUUAUGCUUGUGAAAUUUACUCUUCAAGAGUGCACAAUUUAUUCCUAGAUAAUUGUCAUUCUCAUGUGGCCCUUGCUUUAUCCACCAUGAAGUAUAAAGGAAAAGAUAAUUGGAACAUGGUGAUUCUUGCUGGUUGGAUUUUUCUCUUCGGAAAAUAUGUCGGAAUUUCUGGUUUUCUGAAAACAUGGAUUCCAUUUUUAACAUUUAUCUUUAUCAUUCUCGCCUUCAUCUAUUUGGUCCCAUAAAAUUUAAAAUCAAUCAAAUCAGAACAAUUAACUUGGUAUUGGUUAUUCACCCUUAUUCACACAAAGAUCCAAGCAACAAGGAAGAUAAUCAAUCAAUCAUAUUUACUCGUGAAAAUCGUAAUUCCAUCCAAUGAUUCAUCUUUAAACGCUUUUAAUUUCACAAAACAAUCAAAUCAGAAUACAAAUUGUGUAUAUACAGAAUUUACCUGACAAUCUAAGAGAAAGAAAGAAAGAAAGAGAGAGAGAGAGAGAGACUCGAAAAGUGAUUUCGAUCUGAUUACAAUGAAUCAUCAAAUUUUUCCAUUAAAUUAACUGAUGAACACAAAGAGACUGAAAUUAUCCAUGAAAAAGGAGCAACAAUCAAUUCACCCGUUUACCUAAUUCAAGGUUAUUAUUACCGAGAAGAAGAAGAAAAAAAGUGUAAUCAAUUGAGUUAAUUGUUAGAGUAAAGGUGUAAACCUUGAUUUCACUUUUGGAUUCGAGAUGAUUUGAAGUUUUCACUCAAAUGAAUGUGACAUCAAAGAUCCUCUGACAAUCAUCAUAGUAUCUAUUUGCUAUCAAGUAUGUCAACAAUUUAGCAACAAACUUAACACAGUCAACAAUUAACAAGAACAUCCAACUCUCUUUCCAACUUAAUUAACCCAACAAUCAAUCGUAACUUAUUAAAAAUGUAUCCAUUGA